Enterospora canceri is the source of this 660-nucleotide messenger RNA. NCBI's taxonomy places the organism in Eukaryota, Fungi, Microsporidia, Enterocytozoonidae. The record is from the annotation of a GenBank genome assembly.
AUGAGUAAUCAGAAUAAUUGCUGCAAUAGCAAUGACUGCUGCAACAAUGGUGACUGCUGCAACAAUGAUGAGUGUUUAAGUAGAAAGGUGGUUGUAGAUGCAAGUGGACAUGUCGUAGGCAAAUUGGCCAGUCGGGUGGCAAAGCUGCUUCUCGAGGGCUACGAAGUGGACGUGGUCGCAUGUGAAAGAGCCAUUUUCACAGGGCCACUUGAAAGACACGUUGGAAAGUACAAGGACUGGAAGAGGAAGAGAUGCAUUGUGAAUCCAAUGCGAGGAGCAUUCCACUACAAGGAGCCAUCGAAAUACUUUUUCAAAGUGCUAAGGACGAUGGUACAGAGAAAGACAAACAGGGGUGGAGAGGCACUGGGGAAACUCGGAUGCUACGAGGCGAUUCCAGCACAGUUCGUGGGCGUAGAGCGCGUGAUGUUCCCAGAAGCAUUGCACGUGGUCACAAACAACGUAGAGAGGAGGACGUGCACGAUUGGGCAGCUUCUGAGCAAGUUUGGCUGGAAGUACGUGACACUGAGCGACGAGAUCUAUUCGCGGGCUAUGAAGGCAGAGAAGGAGAUCAAGAGGCGCGAAACAGAGAGAAAGGAGCAGCUGGUGGAAAGUGAGGAAUUUAAGAAGAAAGUCAGGGCCAGACUGUUGGAACUGAAAUAA